GCAAAUACCAAUAGUGUUGGCCUCGUGUCAAACCACUACUUAACAAUUUACGUCGGGAGAUGAAUCAAAUAAAAGAGCAACAGUAUCGCCUUCUUAUUAGCUCACUGGAAUUCUUGAAUCGGGAAGUUUUGAAGGAGACAAGAUGACUACGAAAACCUUUUCUCUCGUCUGCUUAGCAACCUUGACUGUAUUUGUAUUCGUCCACACCGUACAAGGGAAAUGCUCCGUUUUUAACUGUCUUAUUGGAAUGAUGAGUUGUUCCCGGAAAGCCGACGCCGACGGGAAGGAUUUUAUAACGGAGCAAUGCUGUGAUAUUUAUUUUCAAUGCGUUGAAGAAUGUAACCUCGAGACUGUUUCGCUGUUGUCAAGGUGCGGAAACGAGAGGAGGGGAUACGGAUAUGAUGACGAUAACGAGACUGACAAAAGAGGAAGUUGGAAUAAACGAGGAAGUUGGAACAAGAGAGGCAGUUGGGAUGCUUAUUUUGACAAACGUGGAAGCUGGAACAAACGCGGAAGCUGGAACAAACGUGGAAGUUGGAAUAAAAGAAGUUGGGAAGCUUUAACACCCGUUGAGGAACAGUUAUUGUAGAUUAUAACUUAUCUUGUACCAAAACGUUUUGAAGUUUGUUUAAAAAAGAUGGUUCAAUACAUUAAACGUCAUAGAUGAAAUAAUUCAACAAUUUUGAUAAUUUCGACUUUUCGACAUUGUUUUACCUUUACAUUAUUCAGCGGGUUUUUUUCUUUUACGACAUUAUUCAGCGGUGUUUUUGUUUUUUUUUACAACAUUAUUCAGCGGUUAUUAUCUUUUACUGUCACGACAUUAUUCAGCGUUGUUUAACUUUUACGACAUUAUUUAGCAUUUUCUUUUUACUUUUACGACAUUAUUUAGCGGUUAUUGUUUUUACUUUUAAGACAUUAUUCACCGUUGUUUAACUUUUACGACAUUAUUUAGCAUUUUCUUUUUACUUUUACGACAUUAUUUAGCGGUUAUUGUUUUUACUUUUAAGACAUUAUUCAGCGUUGUUUUACUUUUACGACAUUAUUUAAUAUUGUUAUACUUUUACGACAUAAUCUAGCUAUGUUUCAUAUUGUCAAGCAUAAUUUUAGUUUUGCUCAUUUAAUAAAAUAAGUCAAAGAUCGAAUAAGUAUAUACCUCAUAUUUUGUUUAAGCUUACAAAAACUUCUACAGUAGUAAUAAUGGUGAAAUAAUUGAUUUUUACGACACUUAAUUUUUUCUGAAUAAACUUGAUUAUAAAAUUACCUUAAAAAACAUAACAACAGGAUAAAACAACGUUUUUUUUUUCCGAAGUACGAAAACAUCGUAUUUUUUAUUGGAAAUCGGAAUAUUAUGGACUUUUAUUUAGAAUUUAUUUAGUCACUUUCUGUUAUUUUCAAAUUUAUUCUCCUAUCAUUUGAUUAUUCAAUGACCUUAUCUUUUCAAAAAUCGAACAAUAUGUUUAUCAACAAUGUUAGAGAUACGCAAAAUUAUACAAACAUUCCGAACAACCCUCGUCUAUUUAUAGUACAUGUACUUAUAUAAUUCAAGGAAAGAAUA
Messenger RNA from Ruditapes philippinarum (Manila clam), 1555 nucleotides. RefSeq lists its product as uncharacterized. The coding region runs from base 143 to 589 and encodes 148 amino acids. Lineage: Eukaryota; Metazoa; Mollusca; Bivalvia; Venerida; Veneridae. The record is from RefSeq and is a predicted model, not a curated record. The transcript is spliced from 4 exons.